CGCCGCUGGGGUGCGCUGGUUGUAGCGCCCGCUCUUCCGUCCCGCCUCCUGUUGCCCGCUGCCGCCCGGGAGCCCCGUGAGGGCUUGCGCCGCCGCCCGCCCCGCUGUGCGCCGCCUCGCCCCACCCGGCACCGCGGGCCCCUCACGAGCAGACGAUCGCCGCCCCGCUUCUUCCCUGCUAGCGCUCGGGCCGGCCCUAGCCAUGUCGAAGCCGCCACCUAAACCGGCCAAGCCAGGACAGGUUAAAGUGUUCAGGGCCCUGUAUACAUUUGAGCCCAGAACGCCAGAUGAACUGUACUUUGAAGAAGGAGAUAUCAUUUACAUCUCAGACAUGAGUGACACAAAUUGGUGGAAAGGAACUUGCAAAGGGAGAACUGGACUAAUUCCAAGCAACUAUGUGGCAGAACAAGCUGAGUCUAUUGAUAAUCCACUGCACGAAGCUGCCAAACGUGGCAACCUAAGCUGGUUGAGAGAAUGUUUGGAUAAUCGAGUUGGAGUCAAUGGCUUAGACAAAGCUGGAAACACAGCUCUGUACUGGGCAUGCCAUGGAGGCCACAAAGAUAUAGUGGAUGUUUUGUUUACCCAGGCAAACCUAGAGCUAAACCAACAGAACAAAUUGGGAGACACAGCUUUGCAUGCUGCUGCAUGGAAAGGUUAUGCUGAUAUUGUAGAGGUGCUGCUGGCAAAGGGGGCAAGAACAGAUCUGAAGAACAAUGAAAAGAAACUGGCUUUAGAUAUGGCAACAAAUGCAGCUUGUGCUUCUCUGCUCAAGAAGAAACAGAGUGCAGGUACAGUCCGAACAUUAAGUAACGCAGAGGAAUACCUCGAUGAUGAAGACUCUGAUUAGCUUUUUUCAUUCAGCUUAAGGAACUUUAACAUGUGCUGCCUAUGUCAUUCCCAAAACAUAUCUUUACAACUGUAAAAAUAUCUUGCUUAGAGUGUUGCAGGCUUUCAAUAUACCUUAUAAGUGAGAGGGUGGAAUCAUGCUUUCCAAAGGAAUAAUCUUCAUGCAUACUAGAGGAUGCCACAUUUAAAAUCAGACUUCCUUCAGAAUUAACUCACAGAAAGUGUGGCAUAUCCUUACUGUUGAACAGAUAGAGGACCACCUUCUAAACUCACAGGUUUCAUCUCAGGCCUUACCAGCAAGUGCCUUGUGUCUCUGGAACAUACUCCUCAAACUGAAAGGUCCCUCUGGGACAGCAGAACAACAUUGCUAAUGUUUCCCCAACUCCCUGGGUAUAGGUUCCUAUGUGCAGAUAAUACUGGCAAACACAGUAUUGGCGGACAGGCAUGAAUGGAGAUGCUGCUAUAAAGAGUAACUGUCUUUUGCCCACAUCGAGCCAACAAGAUACAGUUUAGAUUUCAGUUUUGGGUGGUUUUUUUUAAUCCUGCUAUACCUUCCUGUACCCCUCUUAAGUAAGAAUGACAUGGGAAAAUCUGACCCUGGAUGCUUUAUCUUCUCUAUUGCUAUGGGCCCAAUCCCUGAAAUGUAAACUCAGGUGAAAUGCUUGCUUAAGUCACUUUUGCUUGAGAUAUACAGUUAAUUCUGGAUUUAGUGACCUGACUAUUUUGCUUUUUGAAGUCCAUUAUGCUGAAACUAUUUGUAGUGAAAGGAUGACAGAAUAUUUUUCUAUUUAACCUGCCUAUUUUUUUUUUUACUGAUCUCUUGCUUUUAUUUUUCAAAAGUGUUCUUAUAUUUUGUCCUCAAUUACCUCAAAGAUGAAGUGUGUUUGAAGGAAUGAAGGAAGAUGUAUAUCAAGUAUACCACAGGUAUCUUUAGAAGGGAUAUCUGAAGCUGAAUAAACAGUUGAAAAAUG
Molecule: messenger RNA, 1817 nt
Organism: Colius striatus (speckled mousebird)
Lineage: Eukaryota; Metazoa; Chordata; Aves; Coliiformes; Coliidae
Gene: OSTF1
Product: osteoclast stimulating factor 1
Exons: 10
Coding region: 203-847 (214 amino acids)
Biological process (GO): signal transduction
Molecular function (GO): protein binding
Source: RefSeq, a predicted model, not a curated record